Thunnus maccoyii (southern bluefin tuna) is the source of this 2344-nucleotide messenger RNA. RefSeq names its product neuropeptide FF receptor 2-like. Lineage: Eukaryota; Metazoa; Chordata; Actinopteri; Scombriformes; Scombridae. The record is from RefSeq and is a predicted model, not a curated record. Gene Ontology annotation, biological process: regulation of cAMP-dependent protein kinase activity; regulation of MAPK cascade; regulation of adenylate cyclase activity. The transcript has 3 exons. Gene Ontology annotation, molecular function: opioid receptor binding; neuropeptide receptor activity; peptide binding. The coding region runs from base 1 to 1323 and encodes 440 amino acids. Gene Ontology annotation, cellular component: membrane.
AUGACCCAGAAUCUAAUUCUCAACACCACCAGGGAGGACAUGAACCCUUUCAAUUCCUCAAGUUUGCAGGAAAACCCUUUGACUCGCCAGAAUAUCACCUAUGUUGAUUUCUACCUCCACAAGCCUUCUGUUGCUGCAAUCUUCACCGUCUCCUACCUGCUCAUUUUCCUGGUGUGCAUGUUGGGCAACGGGGUGGUGUGUUUCGUCGUGCUGCGCAGCAAGAAUAUGCGCACGGUCACUAACCUGUUCAUUCUCAACCUCGCCAUCAGUGAUCUGCUGGUUGGCAUCUUUUGCAUGCCAACCACGCUGGUGGACAACAUCAUAACAGGAUGGCCAUUCGGUAGCGUAGUGUGUAAGCUAAGUGGUAUGGUUCAAGGCAUAUCUGUGUCAGCAUCUGUCUUCACUCUAGUGGCAAUAGCUGUUGACAGGUUCCGGUGCAUCGUCUACCCUUUCAAGCAGAAGCUGACCAUCAACACCUCAAAGUUAAUUAUCGUUAUCAUAUGGGUCCUGGCUGUGUCCAUCAUGUUUCCUUCUGGGGUGAUGCUGCAGGUCACCAAGGAGCAGAGGGUGCGAAUAGUCCUUGGCCACAACAACAACACCCGCCCCUUCUACUGGUGCCGGGAAAACUGGCCCAAUCAGGAGAUGCGGAAAAUCUACACCACCGUCCUCUUUGCAAACAUCUACCUCGCCCCUCUCAGCCUUAUCGUCAUCAUGUACGCUCGUAUUGGCCUCACCCUCUUCAAGACCACUGUUCCCCCAUUAAGAGGCAGUGGAAUUGUUUCUGGAGAGGGCAGUGGCAACAACAAACCAAGCAUGGAGGGUCGUCACACAAUUUCACGGAAGAAGAAGAGGGUGAUAAUGAUGCUGCUGGUGGUGGCUCUGCUCUUCAUCUUAUCUUGGUUGCCGCUGUGGACGCUGAUGAUGCUGAGUGACUAUGCCAGCCUGACAGAGCACCAGUAUCGUGUCAUUAAUAUCUACGUCUAUCCCUUAGCUCACUGGUUGGCCUUCUUCAACAGCAGCGUCAACCCCAUCAUCUACGGGUUCUUUAACGAGAACUUCCGUAGAGGCUUUCAGGCGGCAUUCAAAUUCCAGCUGUGCUCCGCUGACAUUGAACGCCAGAAGACCUACUCGCAUCGGAUCCGAGCAAACGCUGUGCUUCCGGUCCAGCCAGCCAUCCUAAGUAGAUCAGGCUCAGAACUCGGAUCAGUGUUGGUGAGGAACGGUAAGUGCUCAUGUCAGGAAGCAGAGUGCUUGGCAGGUAGAGGUGACAUCAAAGAGCAGGAUCUGAUCAUGGAGGACCUCGAAAAGGUGUCCCAGAUUUAGACAGACUGUGCAGCGCAAAGACACUUUCAAAGGUUCUGGGGCUUCUGGAGAAUCAUGUAUUGCAUUUUAAGGGCAAACGAGAAACAUGCUUCAGAAAUACAUGAUUAAACUCCAUGUAUGUUUGUUAAAAGUGAAUGUACACGCAAGCUUGCUUGAAUAAUUUUGAAUAUCUCUUGUGAAUGUUUUUUUCAAAGUAUAUAUAGCAAAUAAUAUAAACAAAGAGUUUAAAAUACGAAUCUGAAUGUCCAUUAUCGCAGUGUAAAGAAAUGAAUCAGAUGACAUGAGAUUACUGUGUUCAUUGCUUCAAUUGUGUUUUUGUUGUUCACAUAUUGUAAAAUUAGCCAACCGUAUUGACUCUGUGUACAGAUUUUCUUUGCAGGUGAUGUAAUACCUGUGAGAUUCAAUGAAUGGCACAGUGGCACAGUUCAAUCGGGCUUUUAUACAAUGUGUAAUGCGCUGAACAUUACCACUUUACAGCUUACUCCUGGAAGGUUUUAUGUUCCAGGAAGAUUAUAGGCCUAUCUAGACAUCUUUGGCAAUUGAAGAUAUUGAGAUUAGAAUAGCACUGCUCUCAAGGGUGAAGCACAAGGCAGUGUGAGCAGAAUUGUGUCAGCUUCCUUCAGUCAAAGAGCAUGUUUUAGUGCCCUAAGGCAGUUGGUGUUGGGCUGGCGGCCGUGACAUGCAGCAGCAGGAGAAGAAGAUCGUGGGCUCAUUUGGAAAGCGUCCAUGUGCCCUCCCGUUCUCUGCUUUCCUUCCUCGGAGGAUUUGGAUAUUUAAAACAAUGUAAAAGGGAAGAAAGUUACAUUUAUUAGCAGUAGUAAGAUUCGGGAAAAGAAUAAGUGUGCGUAGUGAAUAAAGCAGAGCAGAUAACACUGAAUGCAUGAGCACAUAUGCAUAAUGUGGUUAUUUACAUAAAAAGGGUACGCUCAACAUAAACGGGUAGUGGAGAUUCACUGUCUGUCGAAGCCUGAAUCAAAUAUGGAAACAAAGCUUAUAGAUAUAUAAUGCUUAAUAGCCUUUU